This is a messenger RNA of Helianthus annuus (common sunflower), 822 nucleotides long. Its product is annotated as reticulon-like protein B22. Lineage: Eukaryota; Viridiplantae; Streptophyta; Magnoliopsida; Asterales; Asteraceae. The record is from RefSeq and is a predicted model, not a curated record. The coding region runs from base 100 to 705 and encodes 201 amino acids. The transcript has 4 exons.
UUCAAACCUAACCAAUUUCCAAAUUACGUAUGUAUUGGAUGAUGACAAUGAAAGUGAUACACCAAUUCUGUUUCUGAUCGUUAAGCACAACCGCAUCCCAUGGAUGAACUCAACACCACCACCACCAAUAACGGUGGCUUCAAACUAACUGAAAACGACGACGUAUUAGGAACAACGAAAAAGAAAAAAGUUAACACAAAAAAGGAGUUGGAAUCAGGAAAAGGAAAACCGUUAAUCAUCAUGAUGUGUGCUAGUUUGGUGUACUACCACUGUGCGUAUCGUAAUUCAACCAUAAUUUCACUCAUGUCAGACGUCUUCAUUGUUCUCCUGUGUUCUCUUGCUAUACUCGGCCUCCUUUUCCGUCAGAUGAACAUUCAGGUGCCUGUGGAUCCUCUGGAAUGGCAGAUAUCUCAGGAUACUGCAAACAGUCUGUUUGCGUGUUUGGCUAAUACUGUAGGUGCAACUGAAUCUGUUCUUAGGGUUGCUGCUACUGGUCAUGACAAACGCCUGUUUCUAAAGGUGGUUGUCACUCUUUAUAUGCUAUCUGCUUUGGGAAGAUUGGUGUCGGGUGUUACUGUUGCUUAUGCUGGAGUGAGCUUGUUUUGUCUGUAUAUUCUUGCUGAAAAUUCAUCGUUGUUUGGGACGUGCUCGUCAAAAUUUAGCUGGAGAAGAGAUAGCCCUAAUGAUGUGCUAGAUACCACAUAACUCCCUGUAAUUUACUUGGUGCAUGUUCUGCCAAAUAUAUCUAUCAUUCUUCCAUUCUGUAUCAGUCACAUUUUAGUAUUAUGUUACCAGGUUUAUAUUAGAAAUGCCUUCCUGAAA